CACUUCUUUUUUUUUUUACUAAGAACUUCGUUUCAUUCCAAGAGAAGCGGUUACACAGGAGAGAGGAUUACAAGAGAGGGGAGAUCAGGUUCAAAAUGGUAAUCCAAUCCUUGGGUAGCUCAUUGCGAGCUAAAGACCUAGCUACCCAGUUAGCUCUAGAGUUAAACUUGCGUCUGAAGAAAGCUACUCUGACACAACUACAUCGUCGUAGGGUGUCGCACAUGAUCCACAGCCAAACCGAAACCCUCAAAGGCCAAGAGGUACGAGGGGCAGCAAGAGCUAAGACCAGGUUGAGGCCGUCUGUUCUGACGAGACAGGGGACAUCCUGGGCUUGGCAAGCAGGAUCGCUUCAAGCAGAGCCUUUGCUUCCGCUUCUAGUGGAGAUGAACAAAGUAGAGUACUAGUCUUCCCUUCACAAACUUCACCAUGGCUGUUGAUGCAGAUAACGCCAUAAGCCGCCUUUUGGGGGUCAUUUAUGAAUGACCAAUCACAGUGAUUCUCGAAAUCGGGAUUGCUCGCCGGUGGAGAAACUUGGUUCUGGGGUACCCUAGACUGGUGGGCAAAAAAUGGUUGGUUUCUGAUGGGUUUAGGGCAGGAAACCCACUGGUUGAAGUUAUCGAUAGCAUUGGUGCAUAUUGAUGGGGGCCAUGGUUGAGUCACCCUGAAGACCUUUUCAUUUCUUGUCUUCCAAGUUUGCCACAAAAGAAAGACAAUCCUCUGCACAUUCGUCAUUUUCAUUGACUUAUGGAGGUUGAAAAGCCAGUCGAGAACAUUAAGCAGUGGUGGAGGGGUAGGGACAGAAGGAAAGGCAUGAUUCCAAGCCUCAACAGCAUGCUAGCAUUGGAAAAGGCAAUGAUGGAGAGUCUCAUCCUGAUAGUCACAAACCGGGCGUGCUGAGUUUGGUGCACAAUGACGAUUAUGCAACUUCCUUUUUGUAGUAAGUGCACCUUGAGAGCAUUUCCAAUACAAAAUUUCAUCUUGGGGGGGGGGGGGUAGAGAAAGGCUCCAUAACCAUUUUCAUCUCUUCUUCUUUUCUGGGGUAAUGGUGUUAGUGUGUUACCAUUUUGAGAUUCAACUCUCUUGAUUUCUGAGAAGAAAUGGUAGGCAGAGUUCACUAUAAACUUACCCAUGGGAUUGGGUUUCCAUGCCCAAAAAUCAUUUACAUCAUGUAAGCCAAUCGAUAUAUUCCUAAUCAUGCUCUCUUGCUCCGGAAGCAUAUGACUUGUCAGUUCUUGCCCCCUCUACUCUCUGGAAAUGGGAUCAAUCCAUUUCGCCACCUUCACUUGGCUGGACGAAAAUCCUUGUAAACAAUCGCCCUCAAGAUCUGGGAUCCAUAGAUCAUGAAACACCCUUGUUUCCUCCCCUUUUCCAAUAACUCUCACAAUUCCUUUCUUCAUUCUCUUCCUGACCUCCCAAAUGUUGGACCAUAUCCAUGAUGGUUGUGACCCCUUCUUUGCAUUCAUGAAAUCCGUUCUUGGGAAGUAGAGUCCUUUCAGAAGACGAGCCCAGAGGGAAGUGGGGGACGUGAGGAGCCCUCAUGCUUGUUUCGCCAGUAAUGCUAGGUUAAAUUACUUAAACAUCCGAAAGUCGAUGCCCCCUUCACUUUUGGGACUGUAGAGGGAGGUUCCCUUCACCCAGUGGAUCGACUUUUUCUGUAGGGAUCCAGACCAAAAGAACCUUCUAAGGAGUGAAUCCAUCUUCUUUGUAGUCCAGUCUGGAAGUAUGAAAAGGCACAUAAUGAAUGUAGGCAAUGCUU
Messenger RNA from Linum trigynum, 1756 nucleotides. NCBI's taxonomy places the organism in Eukaryota, Viridiplantae, Streptophyta, Magnoliopsida, Malpighiales, Linaceae. The record is from the annotation of a GenBank genome assembly.